This is a messenger RNA of Ostertagia ostertagi, 1080 nucleotides long. The record is from the annotation of a GenBank genome assembly. Lineage: Eukaryota; Metazoa; Nematoda; Chromadorea; Rhabditida; Trichostrongylidae.
AUGACCGCCGAUUCAGCUGCUCUACUACAACACCAUCAGCACCACGCUAAUGGUUCAAAUGUCGCCACCAGUCAGCAAUACUCUGUUGAAUAUUUGUCACAGCUGCUCAAGGAUAAGAAACAGCUCUCCGCCUUCCCCAAUGUGUUCCAUCAUCUCGAACGACUCGCAGAUGAAGAGAUCAGCAAAGUUCGAGUGGCGCUGUUCCAGUUCGAGUUCACGAAAGAAGAGAUGAGCCUCCCAGAACCUGAAGGAGAAGUCCAAACAACCAUAGAAAAAGUCUUCGUUCCUGCCAAAGAACAUCCAGAUGACAACUCUAAAUGGGGACGAAUCAAAGUGGCGCGAGCCGUCGACGAAGUCAAAAAACUUCUCGUUCCAGCGCCUGAAGGUGAAGAUGAACUGAAACGGAAGCAACUCAUGGAGCUGGCGAUCAUCAACGGCACCUAUCGCUCAGCGUCAGAGCACGCAGCUGCCGCCGCGGCUGCCGCCCAGCUCAAGCAACCGCUGGCCGCUGCUUUGCAAGCAGCCGCCCUUUCUGCACAAGCCCGAAGUGUCCUACCGAUGCUGGCCAACAAUCCAGCUCUCACGAGAUCACCGACAAUGGCCGUGGCCGGCGCUCCGAUUGUGAUGAGUCCUGGUCGGGGAGCCGCAGGAGCCCAGCAGAGACGCAAAUGCUUGGUCUACACAGUCCCAUGGAAGCCAACUGGGAGCAGCUGCCGUCGCUGCCAGCAACAAUGCGGCCGCCGUAGCUGCGCAACAGGCCGCCAUUCUUCAACAGCAACAACAGGCUGCCGAAUACCAGCAAUUAUUGUUCAGGUAGUUUUAGCCUCAAUUUCAUCAGGCCAAGGCUUGUCCUAUGAGAACUUGGCGAACGUGGCAGCCAUCCAGCAAUUCCAACAAGCACAAGCACAAGCGGCACAACAACAAGCCGUGGCCCAAGCCCAACAGCAAUACAGUCUGCUGGGAGGACAAUACGCCGACUAUGCCGGAGUCGACCUCGCCGCCACUCAAACGGCUCCUGGUGCAAUGAUUAACCAACGUCGUGUUCUGGGCACAUCCCGUGACCAUCCCUACAAGCAGUAG